Molecule: messenger RNA, 1899 nt
Organism: Symbiodinium necroappetens
Lineage: Eukaryota; Dinophyceae; Suessiales; Symbiodiniaceae
Source: the annotation of a GenBank genome assembly
AUGCGGCUCCUUGCACCGCUCCUUGAAGUGUGGCUGCUUCAAGUGCAGCGCCUUCAUGGCGAGAGGGCCGAGACAACAGACGCGCCCGGUGGUCUCGUAAUCUGCAGGGAUUUGCGAGAGCCGCGGCGGAUCCGGGAAAGCGGGCGCGCGACGGCGCCGGCCACCGACAUCCGGGAGCUCUUGUGGCCCAUGCCACGCGCAGUUGCCCUACAACAGCAGGGACGCAGCGUGGCAGAUUCGGAGCUCAGCGGCCUCCAGCCACUUCGUGUCGACCCGUGCACGAUGGCAUUCAACUUGACAGGAGUUCGUGAAGAAAGAGCGGCUGCGCUGUGGUCCUUAGGGCACUUUUGCUGGCGGCUGUGCACGGCUGCAGAAGACACAGCAACUGUCGCAGAUUCCGAAGCCUGCAGGCUGAACGGCUCUGCUGUCACAGUCGAUGUCGAAAUCAAGAGCUCUCAAGGAAGCUCCGGUUCGGGCUUGGAUGUGCACAUGGAGGAGAAGUACCAGCUCCUCUUUGCUGGCGUUGCCAAGCUGUCCGCUGCAUCCAUCCACGGCUUUCGACGUGGCCUCGAGACUUUGUUGCAGGUGGUGGAGGCCCUCUCUGGCGAGAGUCGCUCUUGGACUUGGGCUCCGGGCUUCUCGAAUAGCGUCCCAGUCGAUCUCUGGAUCGAAGACAUCCCAAGAUUUCCUUGGAGGGGCCUGCUCUUGGACACUGCUCGCCACUUCGCUCCAAUCCAGGUGAUGGAAUCUUUGCUUUUCAGCAUGGCAGCGAGUAAGCUCAAUGUGCUCCACUGGCAUGUGACAGAUGCCAUGAGCUUCCCCCUGCAGCUCGAGUCCUUGCCACAGCUUGCGCAGCUGGGUUCCUUUUCAGCAAGCAAGACCUACACACAUGCGGAUGUGAGGCACAUUGUUGCCUUGGCCGCGAACCUCUCCAUUCGAAUCGUCCCAGAGCUGGAUAUGCCCGCUCACACUGCCAGCUGGAUCUUCGGCGAGCCGGAGACAGUUUCGAACUGCACGCACGUCCUACCGCAGGACCCAAACGAUGCCAAGAAUCGUUUCAAAGCCAGGGACAAGCUGGCAUUGGACAUCUCAUCAAAGCGGACCAAGAAGGUUGUGUCUGCAAUUCUCAAAGAAAUGGCUGGCCUGUUCCCGGACGAGUUCUUUCACGUGGGAGGAGACGAGGUGGAUUUUCGAUGUUGGACAACCAUGCCGCACAUCGCGGCCUGGAUGCGGAAGAAAGGAUUGGGGGCCUCCCAGGCUCUGCAGAACUUCUUCGAGCACGUCUUCCAAGAGGUAAAGCGCUUGGGCAAGCGUCCAAUCGUCUGGCAAGAUGCCUUCGACCAGGGUCUCCGGCUGCCCAAGGAGGCAGUGGUGCAGCCGUGGAAGUGCUGGGGCAGCGUGGGCCCAGGAAUGCCCUUGUGGCCCCAGGCGGAGCCGGAAGCGCAGAUCGGCCACGCCUCGGCCUUCGCCGCCACUUCCAUGGGCUUCUCGACUGUGCAGAGCAGUUGCUGGUACCUGGACUGGAACUCCCAGUGGACGGACUUCUACAAUCACACGGCCGAUGAAGGCUGCUUGGAGGCCGUCGGCGCAGCCCGUCAUGGCCUUGGCAGGGUCCGGGUCGAGUGCUCGAGAGGCGAGACGGCACUCUGGAGCGAGCUGAUUGACUUCACCAACCUGAACUGCCGCGCGUGGCCUCGGGCCGCUGCGGUGGCCGAACGCCUCUGGUCCGAGAUGCCAGGCUCCUUCAGCAGCGACGAGGCCGAGGUGGAGCGGCGCUUGGCAAGACACAGCAGCCGGCUUCAUCGACAGGGGGUGGCAUUAAGGCCGCUCACAACGUCCCACGAGGAUUGGUUUGAGGCAGACUUUGCCUUGACCCACAAACGCAGGAAUACGGAAUGA